AUGUUCUGCAGGUCUUUAUGCUUCUUCAGUCUGUGCCUUUUCCUUCCAACCAAAAGGAGGACCUCCCUGGCUCAGCUGCCCAGCCCGCGCGGCCGCGGCGCCACGUCCCUCGCCGGCUUCGAGAACCUCACCACGGGCUACAACAAGUACCUGCGGCCCUACUUUGGCGGAAAACCUGUUCAAAUUGCAAUGAGUCUGGACGUCGCGAGUAUUUCUAGUAUAUCCGAGAGUGACAUGGAUUACACGGCCACCAUCUGCCUGCGGCAGCACUGGACGGACCCCCGGCUGGUCUUUCAUGGCAACCAGAGCUUCACUCUGGACGCUCGCCUGGUGGAGCUGCUCUGGGUGCCCGACACCUACAUCGUGGAGUCCAAAAGAUCCUUCCUGCAUGAGGUGACGGUGGGGAACCGCCUCAUCAGGCUCUUCUCGAACGGCACCAUCCUGUACGCCCUCAGAAUUACUACUACUGUUGCUUGUAACAUGGACCUGUCAAAAUAUCCUAUGGACACACAAACGUGCAGAUUGCAGCUAGAAAGCUGGGGAUACGAUGAAAACGAUGUGACGUUCACGUGGCUGAGAGGGAAUGACUCCGUGCGGGGCAUGGAGAAGCUGCGUCUCUCCCAGUACACGGUGGAGCGUUACUACACCCUCGUCUCCAAGUCGCAGCAGGAAACAGGCAGUUACCCACGACUCAUCCUGCAGUUCGAGCUGAGAAGGAACGUCCUUUACUUCAUUUUGGAGACCUAUGUCCCCUCCACUCUGCUCGUCAUGUUGUCCUGGGUUUCUUUCUGGAUCACGCUGGAUUCGGUCCCUGCAAGAACCUGCAUUGGAGUGACAACGGUCCUUUCUAUGACAACUCUGAUGAUCGGCUCACGAAGUUCACUUUCCAAAACCAACUGUUUCAUUAAGGCUAUUGAUGUUUAUCUCGGCAUCUGCUUCAGCUUUGUCUUCGGGGCCCUUGUGGAAUAUGCAGUGGCUCAUUACAGCUCGUCACAAAAAUGUGCAGCUAAAGAACCUCCAGAGGGGCCUGCAAGUGAACUUGCUAAAGAAAUGGAAGAAGUCAACAUCACCAACAUCCUCAACAGCUCCAUCGCCAGCUAUAAACGGAAAAUCAGCUUUACCAGCAUUGAGAUUUCUAGUGAUAACAUCAACUGCAGUGACCUGACCAUGAAAACUCAUGAGAAAAUCAAAUUUGUCCUGAGAAACAAAAUGCACAGGAUUAUCAGUUAUUUCACUAUUCAGAACCCCAGCAACGUUGACCACUACUCUAAAUUGCUUUUCCCUCUGUUCUUCAUGUUGGUCAACGUGCUUUACUGGGCUUAUUAUCUCUAUUUUUAG
Tinamus guttatus (white-throated tinamou) is the source of this 1338-nucleotide messenger RNA. RefSeq names its product gamma-aminobutyric acid type A receptor subunit pi (gene GABRP). NCBI's taxonomy places the organism in Eukaryota, Metazoa, Chordata, Aves, Tinamiformes, Tinamidae. Gene Ontology annotation, molecular function: extracellular ligand-gated monoatomic ion channel activity; GABA-A receptor activity. Gene Ontology annotation, cellular component: membrane. Gene Ontology annotation, biological process: monoatomic ion transmembrane transport. The record is from RefSeq and is a predicted model, not a curated record.